Molecule: messenger RNA, 1719 nt
Organism: Verruconis gallopava
Lineage: Eukaryota; Fungi; Ascomycota; Dothideomycetes; Venturiales; Sympoventuriaceae
Exons: 1
Coding region: 76-1623 (515 amino acids)
Biological process (GO): ribosomal large subunit export from nucleus
Cellular component (GO): nucleus; cytoplasm
Molecular function (GO): ribosomal large subunit binding
Source: RefSeq, a predicted model, not a curated record
CCUCUCUUCGGUUGACAUAUUUCUCCAUUCCAGACACCCUCUUUCUGGAGAAAUAUUAACGGCAAAGACGAAAACAUGGAGGUCGACAGCGUACCUUUCCAAAGCCUGCCCCAGCAGGCAACGAACGCUACCAUACUUUGUUGCAACUGCGGCACUCCCAUAGACGGAACAACCGCUGUCGGUGCUCUUUGUCAGGAGUGCGUUCGUUUAACAGUCGACGUUUCGGAAGGUAUCCAGAGAGAAGGCGUGCUGCACCAGUGUGUAGACUGCGAUCGCUGGCUUUCGCCUCCCGCGUCAUGGAUUGUCGCACAACCAGAAUCCCGGGAACUUCUCGCUAUUUGCCUUCGCAAGCUGAGAGGCUUGACCAAGGUUCGGAUCAUAGACGCGAGCUUCAUAUGGACAGAGCCGCAUUCGAGAAGAGUCAAAGUCAAGAUAACGAUACAACAAGAAGCAUUUGCAGGCACGAUUGUUCAGCAGACCUUCGAGGUCGAAUUUGUGAUUGCAAAUCAGCAAUGCCCGGAUUGCAGGAAGAGCUACACACAUCACACAUGGCGAGCGUGCGUGCAAGUACGGCAGAAAGUGCCUCACAAAAGGACAUUUUUGUUUUUGGAACAGUUGAUCCUCAAGCAUAAUGCACACCGUGAGACGAUCAACAUCAAGGAAGUCCACGAUGGCAUAGACUUCUUUUUCUCUGCUAAGAAUGGUGCUGAGAAAUUUGUUGAUUUUUUGACGUCUGUUGUGCCUGUGCACGUAAAGAAGUCUUCUGAGUUGAUUAGCAUGGACACGCACACGAGCAAACGACAAUACAAGUUCACUUUUAGUGUCGAGAUUGUACCCCUCUGCAAGGACGACUUGCUCGCUCUGCCUAUCAAGUUGUCAAAGAGCAUCGGGAACAUAUCUCCACUUGCACUAGUCUACCGUGUAGGAACCACAGUUCAGAUCAUCGACCCAUCCACGCUUCAGACCGCGGACAUUUCACCCAAAGAAUUUUGGCACGCGCCGUUCGGUAACUUAGCAGAUGUAAAGGAGCUGCAGCAGUUCAUCAUCUUAGAGAUUGAGCCACUUGGUACACAGAACGGUCACUUCAUGCUUGCGGAAGCUACAAUAUCACCCUCAAACGAUAUGAGCACUACCUACUACGUGCGCACGCACUUAGGUCACCUUCUUCAUGAAGGCGAUGAGGUUCUUGGCUAUCAUAUUACUGGUACGAAUUUCAACAAUCCACAGUUUGAAGAGCUUGAGUCAUCACGCCAAUACUCCAGUACAAUUCCGGACGUCAUUUUAGUCAAGAAAUUCUACAACAGAGGCAAGAAGAAGGGCGAGAAGCACCGUAACUGGCGACUCAAGCGUAUGAACAAGGAAGAAGGUGAACUAGCACCCAAGAAACAGGAUCAAGAACGCAUUGAGCGGGACUUCGAGAUGUUCCUAAGAGAUGUGGAGGAGGAUGAGAACCUGAGACAGGCUAUGAAUCUGUAUAAGAAUGAAAGGAAGAAGGGAGCUGAUGAGAUGGAUGUGGAGAGCUCGGUUGAUGGCAGCGAGGAUGGAGGCUUGAGAAUCCCGAUGGAACAGCUGUUGGAAGACAUGGAGGAGAUGGGUCUAGAUGAUAUGGAAGAAGAGGAAUAGGUUCGUCGAAUAGCAUUUGCGAUGAAUAUAGACUAGCGGCUCUUUUGGGCCUUUUUAAACACCCGUCGAGCCAGAAUCGUCUUCCCUAAUGACCAC